AUGGCGACGGCAGGGACGUUCAAUUUACCGCAGAUGAAGUCCAUUUGGUUGGACGAGGACGAAGAAGCUGAAAAGCUUUACGGACUGCAGGUACAGCAGUUCAUGGGACCUGACGACGAGGAUGACUUGGCGAUUACGAUGGUUAAUAGCGAUAAACCAUUGCUAAGUAACAAGAAGAACAUCGAUUUAGCAGCUUUGGGGAAAAACAUCAAAACUUCCAAGUUCUUGUCAACUUCAGCACUGACGCCUUCGAGGAAGAAAGCUUCGAUCAAGAAGAAAGGGUUUUUUGCCCUUUUCAAGAAUAAAGAACACCAUGUUCUCAAGGACACGGCAAAGAUCUCUUCACCAUUUGCAUUUCAGCACAUUUCCCACGCCGAUGUCAGAACAGGAUUCGAAGAAGAGAGGCAGGAGGAGCAAUCGGCACAAGCUGAAAAUCAGCCCAAAUCCAGACCGCUGAGUAGAGCUUUCGUGACUCAUUCGACAACAGAUUCUUCCAGUGGCUCCGGCGAAGUGAACGAGCGCAAGCGUGCUUCGGCGAGGAUGUCCGUAUCAACCACGGGUUCCUCGAGAUACUCUAGAUUCAGCACAACAGGCCGUAUCGCCUCGAGUUCGACAAUGGCUACAUCAAUACUACAUGAAUCGAGCUCGCCACAUAGAGCUGCUCUGAUCUCUGGCAUGGACAAGCUUACGCUGCGAGAAAGGAAGAAUAGAGAGUCUUCUGACAGCGGUUCAUCGAUCAGUUUUCUCAGAGAUUACGAUUUCCCAGCUCUGAUCGAGGUUCAGUCGGCGACAGAGUGUCCCAAGACUCCAACGAAGCGGGACACGAUGGGAGAUUCCAAGAGACUUGCAUCUUCUCCGAAUCGGUUGAAGAGGGCGAAAUCAAGCUCUCAGCUACUUCGCACACCAGAGAUCGAAAACAGAUGGUUCAACGAAGAGACGCCAGCUUCUCGAAAAUCGCUUGACGAUGUACUACUAUGUUACCAUCAGCCAAGCAAUUCUGCAACGCCUUCGCAGAUAACGCCGGUCAAAUCUUCGGCAUGA
Molecule: messenger RNA, 1041 nt
Organism: Torulaspora globosa
Lineage: Eukaryota; Fungi; Ascomycota; Saccharomycetes; Saccharomycetales; Saccharomycetaceae
Gene: GIC2
Product: Gic2p
Exons: 1
Coding region: 1-1041 (346 amino acids)
Source: RefSeq, a predicted model, not a curated record